Molecule: messenger RNA, 2018 nt
Organism: Pecten maximus
Lineage: Eukaryota; Metazoa; Mollusca; Bivalvia; Pectinida; Pectinidae
Exons: 7
Coding region: 577-1308 (243 amino acids)
Source: RefSeq, a predicted model, not a curated record
CAUGUAAACAAGUCGUUCGUCGUCUGCCAUGUUUGAUUUUUGACAGAUACGCGUCUUGAAUGUUUUGAUCAAACCUUUGGUGCAAAGCGUCUAAAUGAUAACGUUUGUUUUUGAUGCGGCGCGCGUGCUAUCUGUCAAAAGACGCUGGGCGAUUGUGACAACACUAAGCCUAAUGGAAUAUUCUCAGGUAAGCAAAUAUUAUCCAUAUAAGCAGUUUUACUAAUGCUGAUCCCAUUUACCACUUUUCACGAAAUGGUGUAGGCCUAUUUAUAUCUAGUAGGUCAAAAUUAAGUGAACGGCACAUUAUUGAACAUGAUAUGCCUUCGAGAUCAGACCAGAGUACCGGACCCGGGACAGUCACAGCGUAGGCCUAUUUGUAAUACGUUACUGUUCAAGUCGAAUUAAAGAUGAAUUAGAAAAGCCAUACGGUAUUGUAUAAGUUCACUUUUUACUCCAAUCUCGACAAUUUUCCGUUAUAAAACCUCAUUUAUCACAGUAGCUGUCGUCUGCCUCUAGGUUUGAUGACGUCACGAUUAAGGUUAUAAAUAGUAGCUCAAAAAAACCCAACCUGUCGAGAUGUAUGUCAACAACGUCGGCAAUUUAUCGGAGCUCGAGGAUUCAGCUCCGUUGUUCGAGGACCAAGAUUCUCAAGAUGUGGGUGUGCGUGCAAGUAUUGCAGCAGCCCCUUGCAGAGGUUGCGAGGAAAAUAAAAUCCUCUUACAGCAGAUAUUACAGGAACUGAGGGAACUGAGAAAAAUCACCUCAAAGCCCACAUUAAGGGAAAGUGCAGCCACUUUCAGUGUGGAGAAAUCAUCGUUAGAGAAACCAUUGACUGAAUACAUAAAACAAAGAUUCAGAACUUAUCCUUUCAUACAAGAUACAGAUGAAGAAUUGUUGAUGAAAAUCAAAGGUUUGUCUACUUCUUUUCCAAAUAAAGAAGUAGUAAAAAGUGCAUGUAAAAAGUACUGCUCCAGGAAGAUGGUUGACUUCAGAAGUCAGACAAAGGCCAAGUUGCUCAGCAAAGAGGGUGUGGAUCCGGCAGAGAUGUCAUUAGGAGGAUUGGAAAACUAUCUGUUUAAGAAGUUUGGGGAGGCGAGGAGAUUAACAAUGUGCCUUAGAUGUUAUUGCCAUGAACAGCGGUUAUGGAGGAGGCCAGCUGGUAGUCAGAGGACCAAGGACUUAGACUUUUGGGGGGGGUUCAGAGUGUUUAUGGAGAGGGUUAUAAGUAAGGAAGAGAGUGGGAAGUGGGAGAGAAUGAAAACGAGGGAGGAAGGGAGAAUUGAAAGGUAUGUGAAUGUAAGUGCAUAAGAGGAUUGGUGAGAGCUAGCUAGAGAAUUUCAAAAUUGAACAUUAAUAAAACAAUAUAAUCAUAUAUUCCAUUUCUGUUUGUUUUAUAUAUGCAGUCUUGUUCCAACACGGUAAGUUUACCCUUGGUUUGGUUUAUUUAGUUUAACGUCCUAUUAACAGCCAGGGUCAUUUAAGGACGUGCCAGGUUUUGGAGGUGGAGGAAAGCCGGAGUGCCCAGAGAAAAACCACCGACCUACAGUCAGUACCUGGCAACUGCCCCACGUGGGAUUCGAACUCACAACCCAGAGAUGGAGGGCUAGUGGCAGAAUGUCGGAACACCUUAACCACUCGGCCCCGAAUUUACCCUUGGAAAAUAUUCCAGAAAUAGGCAAACGAGACACUAAUGAUGAUUCACCUUGACUGUUUUAUUUACAUACCGUAUGUAUAAAAGGUUAAAACGAGAAAAGGUUGAUCAUUUAGUGCCUCCUUUGGCUAUAUACUCGUAUAAUAAGCAAAGUAAAGGGAUGUACAAAGUUUAAAACUGAUAAGAAUUAUCUCUCUUCAGCAUUCUAUAGCUGUUGAUGUCAAUUAUUUCAUUGUUCAGGGAUGACAAUUGAGCAGCAACACGUCCAGAUCGAUGCAGAAGGAUUCAUCAUGCAUCAUUCAUUAUUUUUACAUGCUAAAUUUUCCAGGUGAAAUUCACGUGAAUUUCACGUGAAAUUCACGUGAAA